Molecule: messenger RNA, 753 nt
Organism: Caenorhabditis briggsae
Lineage: Eukaryota; Metazoa; Nematoda; Chromadorea; Rhabditida; Rhabditidae
Exons: 7
Coding region: 1-753 (250 amino acids)
Source: RefSeq, a predicted model, not a curated record
AUGAUUCGUACAGCUGUGUUGAUCGCAGUCACUUCACUGGGUGUGGUGAGUGCUAAUUACCGAAAUGGUCCUCAUGGUCCAUCAAAUGACAUACAUUACUAUCCGGAUAACUUUGAACCGGAAAUUCGAUACAUUCGUGGGGCCCCUGGUAAACCUGGACCUCCAGGAAAAGUUGGAAAUAUAGGAAAAGCAGGAAGCGAAGGGCCAGCUGGGCCACCAGGAUCAUCUUCAUGUAAAUACGAAUGUCCAGCUGGCUAUUAUGCAACUUCACGAAACAAGGGUGGAUCUGAGCUUGUGUGGUGUAUUAAAAUGAAAAAGACCAACAAACAAUACAAGAUGAAUCUCUUUGGAAAUCUUGAUAUGGAAUGCAAACAAAAAGGAGCUGUCUUGACAGGUUUCCAGAACCAGACCGAGUAUUUAGCAGCAUACAAUACGUUCAGAUCCUCUUUCUCAUUUAUCAGCACUGUUCAACCGAUUGUUAUUAUUGGAGCUCGGAGAAAGGAUGAAUGUCACAAGAUCACAUCCACUUGCUCCAGCACCAAAGGUAACCAGUGGACAGAUGGUUUUACAACUGGAACCAAGUUAUUCGAAACUCUUUUCGCAAAUCAACAACCAAACCCAAACAAUGGAAAGAAAAUGUGUUUUGGUGUCUGGACCAAGAAUAAUAAGAUGUAUUCUGUAAAGUGCUCAGAGUGGGAUUUCAGGCCAGCCAAGCUGUUCAUGUGUGGAAAGCCAGCUCCAUGUGUCUUCUGA